AUGUCCGAGUCAAGCCACGCACCAAUACAUCUCAAUCUGAAUGUCUCUAGUGACAUAUCAUCGGCGUCACGUAUGCGCCCGCGAUGCAAUAAGUGGCAAGCCGGCUAUGUUCUGGGUGACUCUGGCAGUGGUAUCGCAGAUUUGUACGAAGUGGUCGACGCUAUUGGCUCAAUGACCAUCAACGAUGUUGAUGAUCUUGAAGCCAACCUCAUCAUGGACCUUGCAAGGGCCCGACGUGAUGUAUUCGAUGCAGAGAAAACACUUAACGAUUGCAUCGUCCGAGAACAUGAAGUCUUGACGACUCUUUCAAAACACAAGUCCGCCAUCUCUAAGCGCAAGGUCGACAAGGCAGAUGUAGGAUUGGGUCAUAUGCGCAUCACAUUCAGGAAACAUGGUCUUUCUCACCACCCAGCGCCAUACAAUUUUCACGACUCAUUCGCAUCCUGCCGUCAGGUCGCCAUCCAGUUGGACUAA
Messenger RNA from Suillus plorans, 474 nucleotides. RefSeq lists its product as uncharacterized. Lineage: Eukaryota; Fungi; Basidiomycota; Agaricomycetes; Boletales; Suillaceae. The record is from RefSeq and is a predicted model, not a curated record. The transcript has 3 exons. The coding region runs from base 1 to 474 and encodes 157 amino acids.